This is a messenger RNA of Phodopus roborovskii (desert hamster), 2460 nucleotides long. It is a transcript of the gene Insig2, whose product is annotated as insulin induced gene 2. The transcript has 5 exons. The coding region runs from base 145 to 822 and encodes 225 amino acids. NCBI's taxonomy places the organism in Eukaryota, Metazoa, Chordata, Mammalia, Rodentia, Cricetidae. The record is from RefSeq and is a predicted model, not a curated record. Gene Ontology annotation, cellular component: endoplasmic reticulum; SREBP-SCAP-Insig complex. Gene Ontology annotation, biological process: cellular response to insulin stimulus; SREBP signaling pathway; cholesterol biosynthetic process.
UGUAGGGUCUCUGGUAGGUUCCACGUUCAGGCAAGAUGUGGUACCACUGAAACUUCGAUCUGCUUUGAUUCACAUACACUUCACCUCUUCUACUGAGGAGCCUUAUUUUAUUUUAUGGCUUAGGCCUACUGAACUUAUGAAAUCAUGGCAGAAGGAAAGACCGAGUCACCUGGGCCCAAAAAGCGUGGCCCAUACAUUUCCUCCAUCACCAGCCAGAGCGUGAAUGUGGUGAUCCGAGGCGUGGUGCUCUUCUUCAUUGGAGUGUUCCUUGCCUUAGUGUUGAACUUGCUCCAGAUUCAGAGAAACGUGACACUUUUUCCACCUGAUGUGGUCACGAGCAUCUUCUCAUCUGCAUGGUGGGUACCACCUUGCUGCGGCACAGCCUCAGCUGUGAUUGGGUUAUUGUACCCCUGCAUUGACAGGCAUCUAGGAGAACCACAUAAAUUUAAGAGAGAGUGGUCCAGUGUUAUGCGCUGCGUGGCGGUGUUCGUAGGUAUCAAUCAUGCCAGUGCUAAAGUAGACUUCGACAACAACUUCCAGUUUUCCCUCACACUGGCUGCACUGUCAGUAGGGCUGUGGUGGACGUUUGACAGAUCUAGAAGUGGUUUUGGCCUUGGUGUUGGAAUCGCUUUCUUAGCAACUGUUGUCACCCAGCUGCUAGUCUACAAUGGUGUUUAUCAGUACACAUCUCCAGACUUUCUGUAUGUCCGUUCUUGGUUGCCAUGUAUAUUUUUUGCUGGAGGCAUAACAAUGGGGAACAUUGGCCGUCAAUUGGCAAUGUAUGAAUGUAAAGUUAUUCCUGAAAAAUCUCAUCAAGAAUGAAGAAGGCAGAAUCUGUCUUUUCUCUAGGAGGCCAUGGGAAAGCGACGUGUAUAUGAUAGGCACACCAACGAAACUUUGGACUGUAAAAUUGCGAGGAUGCAGUUUUUCCUUGAUUGGUGUGUGUGUGUGUGUGUGUGUGUGACACACACAAUUCUGCAGUCUGUGAUUGCGAUUGCUUCUGUAAAUCAGUUACCAACCUUUCGGUAUUUGAUUUCAAUAAAUGUAAGAUAUAUGUGCACUACAUGAAAGAUAUGUUUAUGAGUACAUGAAACUUCUAAAUUUUUUAAACAUACCAUGCAUUGUAUCACAAUGUUGAUGUGCCAAACUAUGCUAUUACUAUCACAGAGACUAAGGAUGCUUUGAACAAUUAGAAAUUUAGUCAGGCAGAAGAAGAAAGCUAAAAACAAGCAGAAAGCAGCUGGGCAGCUGGCCUUUCCCUCUCACUGACUGUUGUGCCUUUUCCUGAUUCUGAUCAGCUGCGUGCAUUGUGAGCACCCACAUGCGCUUAGUUUCUGUUGCUGUUGUUUCAAAGGUUUAAAUCCUAAAGAUGGGCGGUAACCGUGAACCUCCAUAGGGUGGCAUUAAACCUGCGUCCCUGCAGGGAUCCAAAGAAUACUCUCCUGUGUUGACGGACACUACCAGAGGUGUUUGUGAUGUCAAGGGAGGUUAUGAGCAUGAACCUGCUUUGAGUCUCAAUUUGGCCAAACACCGGUAACUAAAAAUUAGGGGAUUUAACCACAUAAAUGUGUUUGGGGAAUACUGUGUAGCUUUCUCUCUGCCACAGAAGCCAAAGUGAUACCAGCUGUCAUUUGUUAUGAAGUUCCCAGCUUUAGCACGUGGAUGAUUAAGGAAUACCAAACAGAUCACAGUGAAGGUGCUGAAUUAUUGGUUUCAAGAAAGCAGGCCAUGCUGGUGGGGCUGGGCCUUAUAACUGACUAGCUCUGGCAGGCCCAAGUUUGUUACCUUCACAAGUGCAGUCUGAGGAUGGUGGAUGCCUAACUCCCUGUGUCCCUGAAUGGUCCUGUCCUUGGAGAUUGAAUCAAGAGAGCACUUCACAGAGCUUCCUGGCACAUCUCAUUAACAACUCCUGCCAUUUACUUACGGUUUAAGUAUAUCAGCUGACUUUCCACUUGCUUUUCUUUUCUGAAAUUGUUAAUUAUCUGGCACACAAGGGUAAAUUCUGAGUUCUGUGGUGUGCGUGUGCUUAUGUGUUGUGUGAGAGAAAAUGUGUACUUGUGUCUGUGUGUGCAUGUGCCCAUACUUUCCUACAGUGUCAAGUAGAUAUUUUCAGUUUUUUUGUUUUGUUUUGUUUGUUUGUUUGUUUGUUUUCUUUUAAAGCAAGGCUGAAAUCUUAUACUCCAGAGUGUAAUGUGCUUUGUGUUCUCAGGCUAAGAGUGCGAACAUCCCAAGAGUACUCCGCGUGGAAUAUGUGUUUGCAAGCCUAAUGGCAGGCAUGGCAAACACACUAUCAUUUAUUAUUCUGUCUUUCAGAUGUUAUUCAUUUAGAACAAAUAAGGUAUAUUUUUAGAAUCAAAUUUGUAAACACUAUAAAAUCUUUAAUAAGUUAUAAGGUCUAUGAUAUGUUUACUUUGAAAAUUGCUGUUGAAAGCAAGAUGUAUUAAAUAUGUAAUUAUCACC